AAAUCAAAGUCCCAAACAGCUCCCCAGACUUUUUCUUCCCUUCCUAUCUCUAAAAUUGUAAAACGAAAGAGACUUGCCAAGCUUCGCAAACCGUCACGGCUCGCUUUAUCAACUAACAAACUCUCUUUCUCUCUCUCGAAUCGGAUAAUCCCAUAGAGUUUUAUCUUCGAUCGGAAAGAGGGGAUCACUUGCUUCUGCUUCUGCUGCUAUCCUCGGCGGAGGAACCAACAAAGCCCUGGAGAGUCGCAGCUCCGUGUUACGGUUAAGCAGGUGUUUCUGCAGCCUUGUGUCUGUGGUGGUACUCUAUCUCCGCCGCCGCCGCAUCUCGUUAACCACUGAGAUGGACACCGACUCGCCUCUCUUUGGUUCAUUUUUUCCCACCUCAAUCGAUUCCCUCAUCGAGAGGCUUGCCUCUGUUGGUGUUCCUAAAGAAGGCUGCUCCAAACACGGCCUUGUGGAGUUCGUUAGAGCUAAUCCUUCCAAAACGUCACAGAUCGUCUCUGCUCUCUUACCUACCGAAGAGGACGUUAGAGCCGGGUUGAAGGAAGCGAAGGAGCGAGACAGGUCUCGGAAGUCCGCGGUGAGCCCCACCAUGAAAACGAGGUUCGGGGAGAUCGUGGAUUGGCUACAGUGGCUGAUGUUCCAGGGAGACCCUGGCGUUUCAUUGAGUGAUCUCGCUGAGUUGAACGUUGAUCAGCGGGGUGUUUGCGGCUCCGUCUGGGGGCGGAAUGAUAUAGCGUAUAAGUGCAGGACGUGCGAGAACGAUCCGACUUGUGCGAUCUGUGUGUCUUGUUUCGAGAAUGGGGAUCACAAGAUGCAUGAUUAUUCGGUUAUUUACACCGGGGGUGGUUGCUGUGAUUGCGGGGAUGAGACGGCGUGGAAACGGGAGGGUUUCUGUUCGAAGCAUAAAGGUGCUGAGCAGAUUCAGCCUUUACCUGAGAACGUAGCGAACUCGGUUGGGCCUGUGCUUGAUGCGGUUUUCGCUUGUUGGAGUGAUAAGCUCUCGUCUGCGGAGAGUAUUGCUGGGAAAGAUGCUAGAUCAGACGAUGCUCCUUUAGUGGUUCAAAAGAUGUCAAACGAGUUGACGUUUGCGGUUGUUGAGAUGCUUCUUGAAUUUAGUCAGUCGACUGAGAGUUUGCUGAGUUUCGUUUCUAGAAGGAUUAUCUCUUCGAGUGGUCUGUUGGAUUAUCUCGUGAAGGCUGAGAGGUUCUUGGACCUUGAUGUAACGAAAAGACUGCAUGACUUGUUCCUUAAAUUGAUAGCUGAUCCAGUGUUCAAGUCGGAAUUUGCAAAAGCGUUUGCGAGUUACUAUCCAGUUGUGAUAAGUGAAGCGGUUAGGCAGGGUAACGAUAGUGCAGUCAAGAAAUAUCCGCUACUGUCUACAUUUUCUGUGCAAAUCCUCACGGUGCCAACUCUAACACCAUUUCUGGUGAAGGAAAUGAAUUUUCUAGAUAUGCUUUUGGGAUGCCUCAGUGAUAUCUUUGUUUCUUGUUCUGGAGAGGAUGGUGUGCUUCAGGCUACAAAGUGGGAGCGGUUGUCUGAGAUAAGUGACCGUGUCACUGCAGACUUGAAAUUUGUUACGAGCCAUGCUGUAGUAUCGGAGUAUGCAACACAUGAACAUCGGGAGUUAUCGAGAUCAUGGUUGAUACUCUUGACUUUCGCUCAAGGAAUGAAUCCUAUAAAAAGAGAGACUGGAAUCCAUAUUGAAGACGAAAAUGAGUAUAUGCAUCUAUUCUUUAUUUUGGGUCAUUCAGUAGCUGUUAUUCACUCUCUGUUGGUUACUGGUGCAUAUGCUACUGCCAGUGAUGAAGAAAUAGAAAAUGAGAGAACCACCAAGGCAGGACUUGACAAGUGUGAUGGAGAUGGAGAAAGGUAUGCAAAAGUUGGGAGAUUGUCUCAUGAAGAUUCUGUAUGUACUGCUAUGGUAAGCAGCAGCUCCGUUGAUAGCGCGAUGGUCUCUGAAGUCAACAAAAUUGACCCUUUCCGUGCCCAGCUUCCUUCUUCUGCCAUAUGGUUGAUACGCGAGUGUUUGAAAGUUCUGGAGACAUGUUUAGAAGAUGAUGAAGGUAUAUCAAAAUUUCUUUGCAAGUUGUUUUCUCCUAGCGGCAGAAACAUCCCUGGCAGCACGAUGUCAUGGCCAAAGAGAGAUUUUGCAAAGGUUGGAAUUAGAAGAAGUGUAUCCAGUGCUCUUACCAGUUCUAGCAGAGAUCCGAGUACUGCCUUAUCACCUCUAUGCGGCGAUAUAGAAACAAAUCUUAGCUUGGAUAAUGUUGAUGGAUCGAAUGGGGAGGUUCGGACAGAUGUUAACGCUGACUCUAGGAGAGUAUCUUGCAACUCUUCCGAUCCGAAUGCGUCCGGAGUACAUAUACUUGGUCUGUGUGAUUGGCCGGACAUCCAUUACAAUGUGAGCUCUCAGCCUAUAUCAGUUCAUCUGCCAUUACACCGGUUACUAUCUUUGCUCUUACAAAAAGCAUUAGAGAGGUGUUAUGGAGAAUCGGCAUUGCAACUUGGAGUAAAUGUUAGUCAUGAGAUCCCACAUGCCGACUUCUUCAGCUACGUGAUAGGAGAUUUCCAUCCUUAUGGAUUUUCUGCACUUGUUAUGGAGCAUGUGCUCCGGGUUAGGGUAUUCUGUGCCCAAGUUAUUGCUGGAAUGUGGAAGAAGAAUGGGGAUUCCGUGUUAGUAUCUUGUGAGUGGUAUCGGUCAGUUCGCUGGUCAGAACAGGGACUUGAGCUUGAUCUAUUUCUUCUGCAGUUUUGUGGUGCGUUGGCUCCCGCAGAUUCUUAUGUUAAUAAGAUUCUCGACCGAUUUGGGCUCUCGAGCUAUCUUUCACUAAACCCCGAUAUGACAAAUGAGUAUGAAGCAGUUUUAGUCCAAGAAAUGCUUGCUCUUCUGAUACAGAUUCUGCAAGAAAGGCGAUUUUGUGGUCUUUCUACUGCUGAAAGUUUGAGAAGAGAGAUCAUCUUCAAGUUAGCCACCGGAGAUUUCACUCAUAGUCAAUUGGUCAGAUCUUUACCCCGUGACCUAUCCAAGUCGGAUGAGCUCCAGGAGGUCUUAGACGACGUCUCAGUCUAUUGUAAUCCAUCCGGCAUGAACCAGGGAAAGUAUUCACUACGGUCAUCUUGCUGGAAGGAAUUGGAUCUCUACCACCCUCGUUGGCAUUCAAGAGAAUUGCAAUCUGCAGAAGAAAGAUUUUCACGCUAUUGUGGAGUGUCUGCGGUGACCACUCAGCUUCCUAGGUGGAGAAUGAUCUAUCCGCCUCUGAAGGGACUUUCUAGAAUCGGCACUUGCAAAGCCACAUUUCAAAUCAUCUGCUCUGCUUUAUACUACGCACUACAGAGUGGUACAUCUGCUAAAUCACGCGCUCAAGAGGGCGUUCUCAUAAGUGCAUUACACUUACUCUCGUUAUCAUUGGAUAUUUGCACUCAGCAAAGGGAAUCUAAUACGCAGGCUUGUUACGUAGAAGAUUCAGUUCCGAUUCUGGAAUUAGCUGGUCUAGAAAUUAUUGGUAUAAAUCAAGGGACUGGAAAAGAAAGUUUGUUGUCUCUUCUUGUUUCAUUAAUGAGGACCCGUAAAGACGAUGGUCUCCAUCAAUUUCCAGAGGCAGGCAGUUGUAAUAUUUCGUCCUGGAUUGGAAACUUGCUGAAGAAGUUCAGUGCAAUUGAUUCUGUUUGUAUGAACCUAUUGCAAAGUCUUGCCCCGGAGGUGGUUGGUCACUCUGUCUUUGAUAAAUCCACACCAGGCUCUGCUUCGGAUGACAAACGCAAAGCUAAAGCUAGAGAGAGGCAGGCUGCUAUUCUGGCAAAAAUGAAAGCUGAACAAUCAAAAUUCUUGUCUACCUUGAGUUCCAGCAUGGAUGAUGAUGAUCCAAGAUCUGAAACUGAAACAAGUGAUUCCGUAAUGGAACAGGAUUCAGAAAUUGCUAUCCGUGAAGUUUGCUCUUUCUGCCAUGACCCAGAUUCCAAAGACCCUGUUUCUUUCUUGAUUUUUCUCCAGAAAUCUAAACUGUUGAGUUUUGUGGAUAGAGGCCCUCCAUCUUGGGAUCAAUGUCCACAAUCUGAAAAGAAUAUACCCAUGGGUGGAGCUACCGAUCUACAGAGAAUAAAUGUUUCCUCAGAUCGUUUAAGAAUGAUUCCUCAUGCGCUGCAAUUGUCAGAUGAUGCAACCUCCGAGUCUGCUUCAGAUUCUGUGCUUGAGGCUUUAACAGCCCGGCUUAUAGGGAAUGGUCAGAAGGAGAAGAGGUCUAGCGAUGGGAGGGGAAAGGAUGAAUCUAACUUGGAAUCAUUGGAGAUAGCUAUGUAUCAAACUGUUCGCAAAAAAAUUGAAAACAUGAUAAACCAAAGCCUUACACCUCGACUGCCUGAUUCUGAAAGUGGUUCGGAGAGAAGUUCCGUUGGUGGUCUAUCUACGUUGCAUCAAUUUCCAGAUAUUCAAUCAAAAAAAACCUCCAGAUAUCUGGAUGUCAGUUCAGAUGGGUUUCACCCUGCCGACUGUGAUGGGGUCUAUCUUUCAUCGUGCGGACAUGCUGUGCAUCAAAGCUGUCUUGAACGAUAUUUAAGCUCGUUAAAGGAAAGGUCUGAGAGAAGAAAUGUUUUUGAAGGUGCACAUAUUGUGGAUCUAUUACAGGGAGAAUUUCUCUGUCCUACAUGCCGCCGACUAGCUAAUUCUGUGUUGCCUGCAUGUCCUGGGGAUUUAUGUUCUGUGGCAAAGCUACAAGAAAGUUCGCAUGCUAAGUUAGGUAGAUCAGAUGAAGAGAUGCCUUCUCUCUGGCUCUCUGAAGCGUUGUGUCUACUACAAUCUGCUGCUGACGUGAUCGAAGAUGGUGAUAGUGUUAAAACAGUUUCUCUUCAGGGAGAUGAGCUAAGAAGGAAAGAUCUUCAAUCUGUCUCCAACAAGCUCUGGAAUUUCUAUUUUUCUAAGCGAGAGGAAAAACCUCCGGGAAGUUCUUGGCUACCACAAUCGAUCAUCAUGUGGGACACCCUUAAGUACUCUCUAAUUUCAAUGGAAAUUGUUACUCGUUGUGCGAAGAAUUCAAUGCUUCCUGUCUAUUGUAUCGACUCCUUGCACGAAGAGUUUAAAACCUCUAAGGGAAUUGCCCUGUCACUCUUAUUACGAGUGGUACAGAGCACCCGAACAAAGAAUGCUUUACAUGUUCGUCAGAGAUUUAUGGGUAUGAAGCAUCUUGCGGAGUCUAUAUGCUCUGGAAUCUCAAGCAGUUCUUCAAGCAGCAUAUUUGGAAGUGAAGGUACAACAGGUUCAUGGAAGAAUUUAAACUUGCUCUGGAGUCGAGCAUCUGAUCCAGUUCUUGCACAUGACCCAUUCUCAUCAAUGAUGUGGGCUCUCUUUUGUCUCCCAUCUCCUUUUAUCACAUGCGAGCAAUCUCUAUUAUCACUUGUGCAUAUUUUCUACAGUGUCUCUGUUAUUCAGACUGUAAUUACCUAUUGUGCAGGUCGCCUGUGUUACAAUAGUGAGUUGGAUUUCAAGGAAAAUCUGCUUAGCGACAUCUCUAUAGCUUUGAGAGAAUCAGGUGGUUGGGAGUAUUUCAGGUCCAACACUAUGGAUCUGUCAUGUGAUAUUAAAGAGACGAUCCGUAAAUAUAGUCUUCCUUUUCUGAGGAGAUGUGCGUUGCUGUGGAGGCUACUGAGAACUACGCCUGGGAAGUUUCAUGAAGAGGCAAAUAUGUUUGAUGUGCCAUCUGACUCCAACAAUGACUAUAUGGACUUCAUGUAUAGCCCUCAAUCUGAGCUGAAUCAUGUGCUGGAAUUGGAGAAAAUGUUCAAGAUUCCUCCCAUUGAUACCAUUAUCAGUGAUGAACUUCUUUGGUCUUCAUCGCAAACAUGGCUUCGACAUUUCCAGAUGGAAUACAGAGUUAACAGAGUUGAAGGACCCCUUUGCAUAACCCCUGCAAUUCCUUUCCAGCUUAUGAAAUUACCCAAUUUAUACCAGGACCUAUUGCAAAGGUAUAUAAAAAAGCCUUGCAGCAACUGCACGAAAGUUAUCGAAGAACCGGCAAUAUGUCUUCUCUGUGGAAGAUUGUGUUCUCCUAUGUGGAGACCUUGUUGCAGAGAAAGUGGUUGUCAGACUCACGCAGUCACAUGUGGUGCUGGUACUGGUGUAUACCUUCUGAUACGGCGGACCACAAUUUUGCUACAAAGAUUUGCAAGACAAUCACCUUGGCCAUCUCCUUAUUUGGAUACGUUUGGAGAAGAGGAUAUCGAUAUGCUCAGAGGAAAGCCACUAUACCUGAAUGAAGAACGUUAUGCUGCAUUAACUUACAUGGUUGGAUCUCAUGGACUAGAUCACAGCUCGAAAGUUCUCAACCAAACCACAAUCGGAGCCUUCUUAACAUAAAAGAAAAGGCCUUCGUUCUCUUUCUAUCCUUCUCUUCUCAGGGAUUGUUCUGUGUAGAUUAUAUAUGCUGCUUUUUAAAUCACCAUCAUUAAAGAUCCUAAAGAUUUGAGAGAUUUUCUGAUGAUUUCCUUUAUUUUUAUUUUUAUUAUAGAAUCUGUCACGUUGUUUGGUUGAUUUCUUUAUUUGUGGAGAUGACAUCAUCAUGUUUGUAAAUAAAAGUAUUUUCUUUGCGA
This is a messenger RNA of Raphanus sativus (radish), 6582 nucleotides long. Its product is annotated as E3 ubiquitin-protein ligase PRT6. The coding region runs from base 341 to 6349 and encodes 2002 amino acids. Gene Ontology annotation, molecular function: ubiquitin protein ligase activity; zinc ion binding. Gene Ontology annotation, biological process: protein ubiquitination; ubiquitin-dependent protein catabolic process via the N-end rule pathway. The transcript is spliced from 18 exons. The record is from RefSeq and is a predicted model, not a curated record. Lineage: Eukaryota; Viridiplantae; Streptophyta; Magnoliopsida; Brassicales; Brassicaceae. Gene Ontology annotation, cellular component: cytoplasm; ubiquitin ligase complex.